Marmota monax (woodchuck) is the source of this 7783-nucleotide messenger RNA. RefSeq names its product phosphatidylinositol-4-phosphate 3-kinase catalytic subunit type 2 beta (gene Pik3c2b). Gene Ontology annotation, molecular function: 1-phosphatidylinositol-4-phosphate 3-kinase activity; 1-phosphatidylinositol-3-kinase activity; phosphatidylinositol binding. Lineage: Eukaryota; Metazoa; Chordata; Mammalia; Rodentia; Sciuridae. The record is from RefSeq and is a predicted model, not a curated record. The transcript is spliced from 32 exons. Gene Ontology annotation, cellular component: phosphatidylinositol 3-kinase complex; cytoplasm; plasma membrane. Bases 1682 to 5917 code for a protein of 1411 amino acids. Gene Ontology annotation, biological process: cell migration; phosphatidylinositol 3-kinase/protein kinase B signal transduction; phosphatidylinositol-mediated signaling.
UUUCAGCAAGGACACCCCUGGAAAACCUGUGGCCCGGAGCAAGACCAUGCCCCCUCAGGUGCCUCCCCGAACCUAUGCCUCCCGCUAUGCCAACCGGAAGAAUGCGACACCAGGCAAGAACCGCCGGAUUUCUGCUGCUCCGGUGAGGACCUCACUGUAUUUCUUCUGUUCCCCUUUUCCCAUGUCAUUCAGAAACAAGGACCAGGCCCUCUUCUUUGCUGUUCCAAGUUCAAAUCUGCCAAGUACUCACCCUUUAGUCCUCUCCUCCCCUCUUCUGCCAUCGGGAAUCUGGGCCCUGGUGGGUAAAGGUCCAAGGUGGGCUUGAUUGUGUUGUGGGGGGGGCAGGAGAGGGACACCAGUAAAGAAGAAAUGGGCACGAGCCCAGACUAUGUCACCUACAUCAGAUUAUUGAUGAAUCUCUCUUCGUGUCUCUUAGCCAAAAGAGACUUUCUGGGGUUAGGAGCUUUGGAACCCUGGUUCCUAGCAUGUGCUGACCUCAUCAUGUAAGGACUAUACCAGGAGUUAGGGGAUUUGUCACUAACUCUGGGUGAAUGGCCCUGUGGACUUAAGCAAGUUGUUUCCGGUGCCUGAGGCCCUGCUCUGACAAAGCGCUGUGCAACCUCGAGGCUCAUUCAUAAUAUCAGCCACUUGUUUAGUGCUCACUGAAUACCAGAUCCCGAUCCAGGUCUCCACAACAACCCUGCCUGAUGGUCCAAAGCCCCACGUCAAGACAUGGCAGAGCUGGCAUCCAACCCUGGUCUCCCUGUCCCAAAGCCCCCCUCUUCUCCUCCUCUUCCUCCCUCUCCCUCUCCCUCUGUGCCCAACCUCCCCUGUCUGUCCCUUUUGUUGUGGUAAGAACUACAGAACACAAGACUUAACCAUCUUAACCAUUUUUAAGUGUACAGUUCAUUGUACCAAGUACAGUCGCAUAUUGUGUGUGUCUUCACUGCUAUCCAUCCCACCCACUCUUUUCCUAGUGAAAAUAUUUAGAAAAAACAUAGAAUCAUGAGAGUAAUUUGACUUGCAUCACUAUGUAGUAUAAAGUAGCAAAGUCUCUCCGUUUCGCCCCAGGUGGGCUCCAGGGCAGCUUUGGUCUGUUUCUGGCUGAGAGAAGUGUGUCCACAGCAUCUCCAUGGGUGGGACCUAAAGCCUGCCUUGUGUGUCACCCUUGGCCCUGCCCACCGUGGCCUCAAGGUGUCAGGCGUCCUCCCCCAGGGCUGACGACUUCUGUGGCUCUUCAUUCCAUCCCCGUUUCCUCCUUAUCCAUUGUCCAAGGGGCACUGGGGCUUUCCCACCUCACACCCAGCCUUUGGGAUCCAUCCCAGUUCUGAAGAGCUACUCAGUCCUUCCUUCCUCUGCUGAGAGAGUCCCCCCAAAAGCAGAACCAGCUCCUGGGAUAAGCCACCGCUCCAGAGCUCAGGGCUUUUUAAAGGCCCUGCUCUGAGAGGUGGGGCUGCUCCCGCUAUUUAUAGGGACUGGGAGAUUCCUGUUCCUUGCUCAGAGCUGGGCCUUGCUCAGGCCACCCUGGGAGGUGGUCAGCUCUGUCCUCUCUCCUGCCUCCUCUACUCCUUCACCCUUCCCCCAUCCUGAGUGUCAUCAGAGUUCUAAGAGGGAGCCCUGGCUGAAGGCUCCUUGAAGAAGCACGGGCAGAGCAAACGUCUCUUGCCAAUUUGGAGGGGAAAUGCGGCCUUGGUCCUCCCCACCUCAGCUGGGGGCAGGGGCUCAGCCCGCCGGGAGGGGGGAUCCCUUGGGCCCUCAGCCUGUACCCCCACCCCGCCUUCGCCGGGCUUCCAGCCGGAGGGACCCUCAUCCCAGGCCUGCUGAGCCAUCUCUGGAAAUGGUUGGCUCCAAAUGCCAGCCUGGUACCCCCGCUGCCAGCCUCUGCCUGGCAGACUCCCCCAGCCAGCAUCGGGAGAUGGCACCAGGGCCUGCCAGCCGGGCAAACGUGGUCUCCCGGCACCACACUGUUGCCAACGGCCACGAGUUGUUUGAAGUCUCAGAGGAGAGAGACGAGGAAGUUGCCGCGUUUUGCCACAUGUUGGAUAUCCUUCGAUCUGGCUCUGAUAUCCAAGACUACUCCCUCACCGGAUAUGUCUGGAGCGCUGUAACCCCAAGCCCAGAACACCUUGGGGAUGAGGUCAACCUGAAGGUGACAGUGUUGUGUGACAGCCUUCGGGAGCCACUCACUUUCACCUGCAACUGCUCCUCCACAGUAGACUUGCUCAUCUACCAGACCUUGUGUUACACCCACGAUGAACUGAGGGAAGUGGACGUGGGGGACUUUGUACUAAAGCCCUGUGGGCUGGAGGAGUUCCUUCAGAACAAACAUGCUUUGGGCAGCCACGAGUAUAUCCAGUACUGCCGCAAGUUUGAUGUUGACAUCCGGCUACAACUCAUGGAACGGAAGGCCGUGCGCAGUGACCUGGCCAGGACGGUGAAUGAUGACCAGAGCCCCUCCACCUUGAACUACCUCAUCCAUCUGCAAGAGAGGCCAGUCAAGCAGACCAUCAGCAGGCAGGCCCUGAGUCUUCUGUUUGACACUUACCACAAUGAGGUGGAUGCCUUCCUGCUGGCUGAUGGGGACUUCCCGCUGAAGGCCGACAGGGUGGUCCAGUCUGUCAAGGCCAUCUGCAAUGCCCUGGCUGCUGUGGAAACCCCUGAGAUCACCAGCGCUCUCAACCAGCUGCCCCCCUGUGCCUCCCGCAUGCAGCCCAAAAUCCAGAAGGAUCCCAGCAUCUUGGCAGUGAGGGAAAACCGAGAGAAGGUCGUGGAGGCCCUGACUGCGGCCAUCUUGGACCUUGUGGAGCUGUACUGCAAUACCUUCAAUGCAGACUUCCAGACCGCAGUGCCUGGGAGCCGCAAGCAUGAUCUAGUCCAGGAGGCCUGCCAUUUCUCUGGGGCCCUAGCCUUCACUGUCUAUGCCACCCACCGUAUCCCCAUCACCUGGGCUACCAGCUAUGAAGAUUUCUACCUCUCCUGCUCCCUCAGCCAUGGCGGCAAGGAGCUGUGCAGCCCGCUGCAGACCCGAAGAGCCCACUUCUCCAAGUAUCUCUUCCACCUAAUCAUCUGGGACCAGCAGAUCUGCUUCCCAGUGCAGGUGAACCGGCUGCCUCGGGAGACCCUACUGUGUGCCACUCUCUAUGCUCUGCCCAUCCCCCCACCUGGGAGCUCCUCGGAGGCCAAUAAGCAGCGACGGGUACCUGAGGCGCUGGGCUGGGUCACUACCCCACUCUUCAAUUUCAGGCAAGUCCUGACCUGUGGCCGGAAGCUUCUGGGCUUGUGGCCAGCAACACAGGAAAACCCCAGUGCCCGCUGGAGUGCACCUAAUUUCCACCAGCCAGACAGUGUCAUCCUCCAGAUUGACUUCCCCACCUCAGCCUUUGACAUCAAAUUCACCAGCCCCACUGGAGACAAGUUCAGCCCCCGCUAUGAGUUUGGCAGUCUCCGAGAAGAAGACCAACGCAGGCUUAAGGACAUCAUGCAGAAGGAGUCCCUGCACUGGCUCACUGAUGCUGACAAGAAACGCCUGUGGGAGAAGCGAUAUUACUGCCACUUGGAGGUGAGCUCGCUGCCCCUGGUGCUCGCCAGUGCCCCCAGCUGGGAGUGGGCUUGCCUGCCCGACAUCUAUGCGCUCCUGAAACAGUGGACCCACAUGAACCACCAGGAUGCCCUGGGGCUCCUGCAUGCCACCUUCCCGGAUCAGGAGGUGCGCCGGAUGGCCGUCCAGUGGAUUGGCUCACUCUCAGAUGCUGAGCUGCUUGACUAUCUGCCACAGCUGGUGCAGGCCCUGAAGUAUGAGUGCUACCUGGACAGCCCUCUGGUGCGCUUCCUCCUGAAACGAGCUGUCUCUGACCUGAGAGUGACUCACUACUUCUUCUGGUUGCUGAAGGACGGCCUCAAGGACUCUCAGUUCAGCAUCCGAUACCAGUAUCUGCUGGCAGCGCUGUUGUGCUGCUGUGGCAAGGGACUGAGGGAGGAGUUUAACCGUCAGUGCUGGCUUGUCAACGCCCUGGCCAAGCUGGCCCAGCAGGUCCGGGAGGCCGCCCCAUCUGCUAGGCAGGGAAUCCUCCGCACCGGCCUGGAGGAGGUGAAGCAGUUCUUUGCCCUCAAUGGCUCAUGCCGCCUGCCACUCAGCCCCAGUCUGCUGGUGAAGGGAAUCGUGCCCAGAGACUGUUCCUACUUCAACUCCAAUGCAGUCCCCCUCAAGCUUGCCUUCCAGAAUGUGGAUCCACUGGGAGAGAACAUCCGGGUCAUCUUCAAGUGUGGGGAUGACCUUCGCCAGGACAUGCUCACCCUGCAGAUGAUUCGCAUCAUGAGCAAGAUCUGGGUCCAGGAGGGGCUGGACAUGCGCAUGGUCAUCUUCCGUUGCUUCUCCACUGGCCGAGGGAGAGGCAUGGUAGAGAUGAUUCCUAAUGCCGAGACUCUACGCAAGAUCCAGGUGGAACAUGGGGUGACCGGCUCCUUUAAGGACCGGCCCUUGGCAGACUGGCUGCAGAAACACAAUCCUGGAGAGGAUGAGUAUGAGAAGGCUGUGGAGAACUUCAUCUACUCCUGUGCUGGCUGCUGUGUGGCCACAUAUGUCUUGGGCAUCUGUGACCGACAUAAUGACAACAUCAUGCUGAAGACCACUGGUCACAUGUUCCACAUAGAUUUUGGCCGCUUCCUGGGCCACGCCCAGAUGUUUGGCAACAUCAAGCGGGACCGUGCCCCUUUUGUCUUCACCUCGGACAUGGCGUAUGUCAUCAACGGGGGUGACAAGCCUUCCAGCCGCUUCCAUGAUUUUGUUGACCUUUGCUGCCAAGCCUACAACCUCAUUCGCAAGCAUACCCACCUCUUCCUCAACCUUCUGGGCCUGAUGCUGUCCUGUGGGAUCCCCGAGCUCUCAGACCUGGAGGACCUCAAGUAUGUGUAUGAUGCCCUGAGGCCUCAGGACACAGAGGCCAAUGCUACCACCUACUUCACUAGGUUGAUUGAGUCCAGCUUGGGCAGUGUAGCCACAAAGCUCAAUUUUUUCAUCCAUAACCUGGCUCAGAUGAAGUUCACGGGCUCAGACGACCGGCUGACCCUUUCCUUUGCCCCCCGAACGCACACUCUAAAGAGCUCUGGCCGCAUCAGUGAUGUUUUUCUCUGCCGGCAUGAGAAGAUCUUCCACCCCAACAAGGGCUAUAUAUACGUGGUAAAGGUGAUGCGGGAAAAUGCCCACGAAGCCACUUACAUCCAGCGGACGUUUGAGGAGUUCCAGGAACUACACAAUAAGCUUCGGCUGCUCUUCCCUUCUUCCCUCUUGCCCAGCUUCCCGAGUCGCUUCGUGAUUGGCCGGUCCCGUGGAGAGGCGGUGGCAGAGCGAAGGAAGGAAGAGUUAAAUGGCUACAUCUGGCACUUGAUCCAUGCAGCCCCUGAGGUGGCCGAGUGUGAUCUGGUGUACACCUUCUUCCACCCCCUACCCCGGGAUGAGAAGGCUGCAGGCACCAGCCCAGCCCCUAAGUCCUCAGAUGGCACAUGGGCCCGGACUGUCGGGAAGGUGGGGGGGGAGGUGAAGCUGUCCAUCUCCUACAAAAACAACAAGCUCUUCAUCAUGGUGAUGCACAUUCGAGGCUUGCAACAGCUUCAGGAUGGGAACGACCCUGACCCCUAUGUGAAGAUUUACCUCCUUCCUGACCCCCAGAAAACCACUAAAAGGAAAACCAAAGUGGCCCGGAAAACCUGCAACCCUACCUACAAUGAGAUGUUGGUGUAUGAUGGGAUUCCCAAGGGAGACCUGCAGCAGCGGGAGCUCCAGCUGAGCGUGCUAAGUGAGCAAGGAUUCUGGGAGAACGUCCUCCUUGGGGAGGUGCACAUCCGCCUGCGGGAGCUGGACCUGGCCCAGGAGAAGACUGGCUGGUUCGCGCUGGGGUCUCGGGGCCAUGGGACCUUGUGAGCCCAUGGGAGCCACAGCCCAGGACCUCCAGCUGGUGACUGGACCUGGGGCAGUGGACUCUCCCCUGCUCUGCCGUUUAACUCGGGAAGGGGCGGCGUUCUUAGUGGGCCUCCUCCUCCGUCCAGGUGGACCUGGCCUCCAUGAGAAGAGGCAGGGAGAGUCGGGUGCUCUCUGCCAGCCCUUCCUCUGCGGACUGAGCUUGAGUUGCUGGUUUGUGCUGAGCAGCCCCUUGGAAGCUGAGAGGCUGCAGCAGAGUUUUAAGUUUACCUUGUGUCAAGGGAGCAAUGCCUGGUUUGGGGUGUGUGUGGGGUGGGCCGGACGAGGUAGCAUUUGAGGGGAGGGUGGGUGGAUAUCUUUAUUUUUAUUUUUAAAAAAUGAAAUAGUAAUGUUGUCCUAACUGGGACAGGAAGCUUUUUGCGAGAAGGGACGUACAUAUGCCUCAGAAGGCAAGAGGGCAAGACUCUUUGGACUUUUGUAUGGUUAAGGUUCUUAUUGGACUUUUCCCUAGGAUUUUUGUUUUUGUUUUUUUCUAGCUAUAGGAAUUAUUUGAGGAGGGGCCCAGUGGGUCUCAGUCAAUGCCUCCCCCUGUCUGAGGGCAGGUUGGAGAGGGACAGGGAGGGUGGUCUGUGCUGGACCGAGGCCUGCACCACUGGGCUGUUCUGAUUUUGCCUCCAAAGGAGAGCGACGCGAUACCUACAUGUGUAAGGAAGGGCCUUCCAUGUCGGGCUCCUGCCAAGGACCUGUAUUCAGGGACCCAUGCUCUGUAGGGGGAGGGGGUUUUCCCCAUCUCCCCUUCUCUGUUAGGACUCAGCCUGAAUACUGUCCCUCCCCCCGCCCCUCUAGCCCUCUUGGCCCUGCAGUGGGCCCUAGAGUCCCUGUGAAUACGCUGGGGGCACUUCCCCAUAGGUUUCUCCCUUUUUCCUAGUGGGGCAGAAUGGUGGGACACCCAAGGGUGCCCUGGCCCCAGGCGGAGGCCUCUAGGUGGCAGGUGCCAGGGCUGCUGCCUGCUGCUUAGUUUCUGAGGGCAUCCCCCCGUUUCCCCCCACUUCUUCCAGCCGAGCUGCUUCUCUUCCCAAAUUCAUUUCUGUCACGUUUUCUAAGAAUUUCCCUCCGUCUGUGGGGCCAUCAACCUACAUAGUCUGGAGCCAAAGGGAUGCCCACUCUGAAGCAAAGCAUCAUGGGGCAAGGGAUUCCACCCACCCCCUUAUUAUUCCCAGUGAUUGGUCAGGAGGCUCAUUGGGAGCCGUGGUUGUCACACUGGAGCUGAGCUCAGGGGCUGGGAGGGAGGGACCUGGGGCUCUUACCUCUCUAUACUCUUUAUUCCCUAACAGAUGGAUUUUAAAAUUCACUGUUGCGUUCCUCCCCCAAGGGUUGUCUUCCUUCAGAAAGAGAAAAGAGGGAGAGACUCUGGAUAUGAUAUUAAAUUUUUAAACCACACUUGGCUGGAUCUGCCCCAUGAGUGGGGAAAGGAGUGAAGAGGACAUUCUGCAAACUGUCCCCUACCAGCCUCCUCCCCAACUCCAAGGGUCAGAAAUUCCCUUUUUUUUCUGACUCUUUCCAUUGCCAAGAAAGAAGCUCCAUUCAUUGAAGCCACAGAACAGCAAGGAAGUUUCAAUCUUUGUCUUACAUUUUAAAAGCCAGGGAUAAGCUGGCUGCAGAGGAGACAGGCUGGGGGAGAGGGAAACGGCAGAACUAUUCCAGAUGUAUGGACCAUAAAUGUUACUGGCUUUUUGCCCGUAGCACAUUUUGACUCUACGCUCCUGAUGUAAAGAGGUCUGUGUACUGUACCCACUUCCCAAACCCCUUGUAUCUUCUACUUUCUCUGGAAUUGUAUUUUCUAAUAAAUGACAUUUGAGAAAAACGAAA